This is a messenger RNA of Dicrocoelium dendriticum, 467 nucleotides long. The record is from the annotation of a GenBank genome assembly. NCBI's taxonomy places the organism in Eukaryota, Metazoa, Platyhelminthes, Trematoda, Plagiorchiida, Dicrocoeliidae.
UGAAAAUCGCAGAAUGGAAGAAUUCAAACGCGGGACAGCAGAAUUUGUCCCCGAUAUGAAUUCGGUGCUCAAAACUUCUAAGGAUAAUCGGAAGGCCGCCGUCUAUUGUGGGCUAUAUUUGGAUAAACACGCGGACUUGUUUCAUAAGAUGGAUCCUGGCUUCCGUCACACGAAAAGCGAUCUGUGAUUGAGGUUGCAUGAAAACGAUGAAGGACGUGGAGCGGAAAUUUUAUCGUGUGCCUGGCCAUUUGCUCACUGACCGCUUAGAACAUUUUCCGUGUUUGCCAAACAAAAUUUUCCUGAAGUUACUCGAAUACGUCACGUCAGAAUCUCUACGUCAAAUUGUUCUAUUCUGCCCUACCAUAAAGAUGCAGGAUGUUUCCGUGUUUAGUUUCCGUUCUUUCGACCAAUGUAUGUUUGUUUCCUCACCAUUAUUUAUUUUUCAAAUCAAUCUUUCAGAAAAUUAG